Symbiodinium necroappetens is the source of this 346-nucleotide messenger RNA. The record is from the annotation of a GenBank genome assembly. NCBI's taxonomy places the organism in Eukaryota, Dinophyceae, Suessiales, Symbiodiniaceae.
AUGGCUAGAAGCCUGGUGGCGAAGUGGAGAUGGAUCGUUUGCAAGGAGGACUGUCAGACCACCCAGCACCUGGCUUGGUUUUUUGUGGAGGACUGGGGUGCACGUUGCAAAGCGAGCGUCAACUUCGACCGUUACCUCAUUACCCAUUACUUCAGGAACCGUGGGCUGGAGUUCGUUCAACGGACGCCCUCGGAGUACUGCCACUUCGGUUUCCUGACUGCUCUCGUGAUCGCGGCCCAGUUCGAAUUCCCUCAUUCGGUGGCCCAGGCUGGCCGGAUGCUCUUCCUCGCGUACGUCCUCCUCGGCGACUUCUUUGCAUUCGACUGGUCGCCUCGCUUUCCAGUCA